Larimichthys crocea (large yellow croaker) is the source of this 4792-nucleotide messenger RNA. Its product is annotated as HHIP-like protein 1. The record is from RefSeq and is a predicted model, not a curated record. Gene Ontology annotation, cellular component: membrane. The coding region runs from base 905 to 3862 and encodes 985 amino acids. Lineage: Eukaryota; Metazoa; Chordata; Actinopteri; Sciaenidae. The transcript has 14 exons.
UGCAGCGUGGCUCAGUGUCUGAAUGAAAGAACCUCUCUCUCUCUCUCUCUCUCUCUCUCUCUCUUCUGUCUGUAUGUAUGGCUUAUGACUGCUGCAGCAAAUGAGCACAUGUCCAGAGCAAACACAGCGAGACUCUCAAAGUGACUCCGAGCUGGAAGUAAAUAUUUUGCAGAUCCUUUGGCUGAAGGUGCACCUUUAAAUCUUCAAAUGUGUUUUGACUUUUCUCCUUUUUCUAAGAAGCUGGAUUACUUCUUAGCAAUCUGACUGCUCUUUUUUUUGUUUUUUGAGGAUUUCUUGGCGUCCAGAAAAGCACACAGUUUUGAGAAACGGUCAUGUGAGGAACAAGAUCUGGAAACUUUCUCUCUUUCAAGACCUCGUGUUGUGAUCCACAGGUGUUUUUCUGCAGAUAAACCAGACACGUGACAAGGACUGAAUCUCUCCACAUCAACAAGACCUUGGGACAUUAAACCUUGGCAGCUCCUGCACAUCUCCUCGCCAUCAAAAGAAUUCACUGGAUCUGGAUCAGUUUGACCUUAUUUUACUGUGUUUACACACUCACAGCAAUCCUGUGCGCUUUGUAGGUCUCUGGCCAGCUUGCAGACAGGUGUGAUGCUGGGUCAGUGUGUUUGAUACACACAGUCACACUUCCAUACAGUUACACACGGUUGCCUGGGACUGCAGAGACAAGGACAUCAAAUGAGGACGCCAAACCUUCUCAGAAAAGCUAACUUUGAGUCUUACAUCUGUGCUUGACAGAUGCUCAUGGACAUGUAACAUGUACAUUGUCUUACAACAAGUCUUCCCUCUUCUCACACAUUAUCGGGAUAUAUCGCACACAGCCUGCUUUGAUUUACUGUAUCAUUAGUUUGAGAGCCAAGCUAUCUGAAAGAGCAUCUUCCAAACCAUGACCCCACAGAUCUGUAAUCUGCAGCAUGCUUUCCUCCCUCACUUCCUUCUCCCUGUCCUGCUGUUGCUCCUCCAAGCCUGGCGGGGGUACUGUCACCCUCAGUGUUUGGACUACAAGCCUCCAUUUGAACCUCGGCAGCCAUUGGUCUUCUGUAAAGAGUAUACCAAGUUUGGAUGCUGCGAUUUGGAAAAAGACGAAGAAAUAUCAGUCAGGUUUUACACCAUCAUGGACAACUUUGACCAAUCAGGUUUCAUGACCUGUGGCAAGUAUGUGCGCAGCAUCCUCUGCCAGGAGUGUUCUCCAUACUCUGCCCACCUGUAUGAUGCUGAAGAUGCCAACACACCUAUGCGAAUGCUGCCCGGCUUGUGCGGUGAUUACUGCACCGACUACUGGAAUCAAUGUCGGUACACACUCAGCCUGCUCCUGGAGGACCUGGGGACCCUGCAGCAGUUUGCAAACUUAACUGCAAUAAUAGAAGAAGAUCGCAGAAAGUUCUGUGAAUUUCUGGAGCUGAAGGACAAACAGUACUGCUAUCCGAAUGUACUUACAAGUGCAGAGCUAAAUGCUAAUCUUGGUGAUGUAAGUGAGGAUCCCACUGGAUGUCUGGAGUUAUGUUUGCAGGAGGUUGCCAACGGACUCCGUAACCCUGUGGCCAUGAUCCACGCAGACGAUGGAACUCAUCGGUUCUUUGUGGCGGAGCAGCUGGGUUAUGUGUGGGUAUAUCUGGCCAACGGCUCUAGGAUCGACCGUCCUUUCCUUAACCUCACCCGCGCUGUCCUCACAUCGCCAUGGGCCGGAGACGAGAGGGGAUUCCUCUGCAUAGCCCUACACCCAAGGUUCACCAUGGUCAGAAAAGCUUACGUGUAUUACUCUGUGUCUGUCAAGAAAGAGGAGAGGAUCCGAAUCAGCGAGUUCACACUGUUACCACAUGAUGACAACCAAUUAGACCACAACUCCGAGAGAACCCUCCUUGAGGUGGUAGAGCCGGCAUCCAAUCACAAUGGAGGACAGCUUCUUUUUGGCCAUGACGGGUAUCUGUACAUCUUCACUGGUGAUGGUGGCCGAGGUGGGGACCCAUUUGGAAAGUUUGGCAACUCACAGAAUAAGUCAGCGCUCCUUGGCAAGGUGCUGCGUGUUGAUAUUGAUGACAAUGAUAACGGGCCCCCGUACAGCAUUCCCUCAGACAACCCGUUCAUGUGGGAGAAGGGAACCCGACCUGAGAUUUUUGCGUAUGGAGUUCGCAACAUGUGGCGAUGCUCCAUUGAUCGUGGUGACCCCAUCACAGGCCGAGGCAGAGGCAGGAUGAUUUGUGGUGACGUAGGCCAGAACAAAUACGAAGAGGUGGACAUUAUUGUUAAAGGAGGCAACUAUGGAUGGAGGGCCAAAGAAGGCUUCAGCUGCUACGAUCGCAAACUCUGUCAAAACUCUUCACUAGACGACAUCUUGCCUAUCUUUGCCUACCCCCACAAGUUGGGCAAAUCGGUUACAGGAGGCUACAUCUACAGAGGUUGUCAGAUGCCCAACCUCAAUGGACUCUACAUCUUUGGGGAUUUCAUGAGUGGGCGUCUGAUGUCUCUGAAGGAGAAUGUCACCACAGGUGAAUGGAACUACAAUGAGAUCUGCAUGGGGACAGACCAGGUCUGCAGAUUUCCAAAACUCAUCAACAGUUACUUUAAAUACAUCAUCUCUUUUGCUGAGGAUGAAGCAGGUGAGCUGUAUUUCCUAUCCACGGGAGUCCCGAGUGCCACAGCCAGAGCAGGAGUCAUCUAUAAGAUAGUGGAUCCUUCCAGGCGAGCGGCACCUGGAAAAUGCAACGUCAAGCCUUCACAUGUUAAGAUAAAGGGAAAACUGAUACACUUCUACCCCAAAGAAGAGUUUGUAAUCAACAAGAAACCGACCACCACUGCUGUACCCACGACAACUACAAGAAAAACUACAACCACAAAAAAAACACCAACAAGAAAAAAACCUAUUAUAAUAAUAAAACCACCAAUACCGACAAGACAAACACUAAGAAAAACAACACCAACAACAGCAGCAGCAACAACAACAACGUCAACAACAACGAGAAAAACACGACCACCAACAACCACGACAACAAGAAAAACAACAUUACAGACAACAAGAAAAACAACAACGAGAAAAACAACACCACCAACAACAACUUUAAAAGCAACAACAACAAUAAAAACAACGUCAGCAACAAUAAAACCAACAACCGUACCAACAACUGUCCAGAUGGCAACAACCACACCCACUGGUUAUCGCACAACCGUCAUGACUGCAGCCUUCUCUAGGACUGCUCAAUCUCCAAUCAUCACCACACCUCCAACCAGGAAACACGGAAGACCCCUUCAGUACCCUCUUUAUACCACCUCCCAACCUUUAACCUCAACACAACGACCCCAGAUGGCUCUGGUUUCUGAACGCUUCCCCGAACGUCCUCAAGCAUUCACCACACCACUGCCACCAUAUUGGAGCCAGAAAUCCCAGAGACCACCAGUCAACACAACAGCACAGAAGCUGUGGCAUGAAGAGAAGCUGGAAAUCGCUGGGGAGAGUAACCAAGUAUUUAAGAGACCUCGGGAAAGAGACAGAGGUCACGGUUACAGGAGAGGACGAAGGCUGAGGGCCGGCUCGGUGCGACUGGUGAGCGCCGAUGGCUUAUCAGAUCGAGGUAGAGUGGAGAUCUUUAUCCGUGGUGAGUGGGGGACAGUAUGCGAUGACCUUUUCACCACCAAAGCAGGUACUGUCGUGUGUCGACAGCUGGGCUUCACGACGGCUUUGGCGGUGAUGAAGAGGGCUGCGCUGGGGGAGGCAGACAGGAAUGUCAAAAUCUUUUUAGAUGAUGUGGAGUGUGAGGGUGGGGAGAGGUCGCUGCUGCAGUGCAAGAGAGCCAGGGUCGGGAAACACAACUGCUCACAUAUGGAAGAUGUUGGAGUGAUCUGCGGUUAGCACAGGGGGGUAAAAGUAAAAGUAAAGUAUAGGAAGGAAAGGAGGAGACCAUGGGGAGAUGUUUGUCACAUACAGGAAGAGGCAGCAUGAGAAAGAAGAACAGUAUUUGUAGAAGGUAUAAAAAGUUAUUUAAAGACUGCACACUUUUAAACAUUAAUGUCAGUUUCCAUGAAAUGUAUUUUUUUUUUUUUUACGUUUUUCAGUUUACAUGUUGAGGUUUUAUUUUUCAUUUCCCAUCCUUGGUUAAAUCCACUGCUUUUUUUUUUACACAGACCUGAGAAUAGAGGAUGGGAGUGUCUCCUAAACAAACUAAUCUGACUGUAACCAAGCUUGUGACACCAUUUAUUAUAGAGAAUAUCUACCGGUACUGGUUAUAACUGUGCAAAUAACUUCCAUUCCAAGUAGUCACUACCAAGCUUCAUACGCUGCUUGUUUGGUGAAUUGAACUUUUAACAAAAUUGUUGGGAGUAAUAACGGUUAUAGUUUAUGACGGAUAAUUCUUAGAAGAGUCCGGCUGGUUGUGUUUGUGGUGUUACUUUCAUCAAUACAAAUUAUUAUGAUGGUCAGUGUGGACUGAGUGAGUCUUGGAGAAACUUUAAUCAUAUUCUGGCUGUGUUGUGUUUACAUUCGUACCAGACAUCCAUGAGUCAAAAGGACAGCAUAUCCUGUUAAAAUAGUCAAUUGUGUUCUAAGAAGAUAUAUGUAUUUUUGUAUUCUGUAAUUUCAGCAGGUCUAUUUUAUAAAGCAGCUUUUUAUAAUUUGAUACCUUCUUGAAUGUAGUUUUAAGAUUAUCUUAACAUCGAUAGAGUUUUAACAAGGAAAUGCUGGACAUUUGGUAUGAUGAAUGUAAUGAAAUGUUUCCAGUUUUAUAUAAAGAGAUUUGAGGGCACAGAGUGCCUGUGAUAUGAAUAAAGUUUUACUGCAAAAUCA